AUGAGGACCGUCGAAGAGUUCAAGAUCGAUCAAUGGAGCUCGUUUACUGCCGCCCCUUCCAUCAACGAGCUGAAGAAGCUUUCCACCAACCCCGAACUCGAGAUCCUGAACCCCGACCUCAAGCUUAGCUAUGGAAACCACGACGGCAAAGACAAGCUGCGCGACAGCAUCGCCGCUCUACACUCCUCGGGAGACAAGAAGCUGACCCGCGACAAUGUCGUCAUCACGCCCGGCUCCAUCAUGGCCAACUACAUGCUUCUGGAAACCAUCUGCGGCCCAGGCGAUCACGUCGUCUGCCAGUACCCAACUUACGGACAACUCUACCUGAUCCCCAAAUUGAACGGCGUCGACGUCAGUCUCUGGAAGAUGAACGACGGUAACGCGUGGCUUCCGCGGAUCGAGGAACUGGAGCAGAUGAUUAAGCCCAACACCAAGGCCAUCAUCUUGAAUAAUCCAAAUAACCCGACCGGCGCCGUCCUCAAAAAAGAAACCCUCCUCCGCGUCAUCGAAAUCGCAAAGAAGACCAACAUCACCGUCUUCAGCGACGAAGUCUUCUCCCCGUUAUUCUUCACCGACGCGAAGCCCCCGUCGAUCGUGUCCCUUGGCUACGCCAACACCGUCGCCACCGGCUCUCUCUCCAAGGCCUUUGCCCUCCCCGGCAUCCGUCUCGGCUGGAUCAUCACGGAGAACGCCGAGCUCGUCAAGGCCAUCAACAUGAAGCGCGCCUACACGACCAUCGCCGUAUCGCAGAUCGACGGCGGCAUUGCGUCGUUUGCACUCGACCCAGCCGUCACGCCAGCCCUCAUGGAGCGGAAUAUCCAGCUGUGUCGCGAGGGGCUGGACCUGAUUGAAGGGUUGGUGAAGCGGAACCCGGACCGCGUGAAGUGGGUUAAGCCUGAGGGCGCGGGCACGGCGUUCAUUCAGGUCCUUGAUGGGAAGGGCGCGCCGGUUGACGAUGUCGACUUUUGCACGAAGCUGGCGGAGACCGAGAGUGUCUGUCUCAUUCCCGGAGGAUUCUGUUUUGGCGAAGGCGGGGAGGGUGACUUCAAGGGAUACAUGAGGAUCAUACUUGGAGACCCCGAGCUGCUGCGACAGGGACUCCCAGCCAUGGAGCGCUUCAUCCGUAGCUACCCGUAG
Colletotrichum chrysophilum is the source of this 1137-nucleotide messenger RNA. RefSeq lists its product as uncharacterized. Gene Ontology annotation, molecular function: pyridoxal phosphate binding; catalytic activity. The record is from RefSeq and is a predicted model, not a curated record. Gene Ontology annotation, biological process: biosynthetic process. NCBI's taxonomy places the organism in Eukaryota, Fungi, Ascomycota, Sordariomycetes, Glomerellales, Glomerellaceae. Bases 1 to 1137 code for a protein of 378 amino acids. The transcript is spliced from 3 exons.